CUGUCAAUCCACAUAGCUCUGUCAAUCAAUCAACGAUGCACGUUCCUUCGGUGGAUGAUUCCGUGCAUCAUUUGUCGGUCGCUGGCUGGCUGUCUCGUUGAUGAAUCUCCCUAAGCCACUCGGCCAGCAGGACGCCGCACGCACUGUGGUGGAUAAGGUGCUGGAAAUACACAAAAUUCGCAUUGCCUACAGAGACACACACACACACACGGAGACACACACGGAGAGAGAGAGAUGGGUGGCUGCACAAUGAGUGUGUUAUGGUGGGGUGUGUGUGUGUGUGUGUGUGUGUAGACCUACCUGUGUUUCUGUCCAGCCACAGACAGGCCAUGACGGGCAUGAUCGACAGUGACACACCUGGCCAGGUGCGGUGGGUGCACACAGCGGGACACACACACACACUGACAUGUGGGCGCCCUCACGUGCUUACUUACUUGCCACGAGGACGAUGAACGAGAAGCUGCCGAGCCGACGGACGAUGUCGUGAUGCAGCAGCAGCAAACUCUGUCAACACACACCAAAUGGACACACAGUGAGCUGUGUCGUCUUUGUGCAGAUGUGCGCUUGGUUACUGACAAUUAGAUAAGCAAAGUCGCACACAGUGGGGUGCGGCUGGAACAGCACGACAAUCUGCACACAUAGUACAGUGCGCCGAUCCGAUCCGAUCCACAUGUGUGUGUCGUCCGUCCCGAUCCAGCUCAGCUCACUUACGGCUAUGUGCGCGGUGAGGAGUCCGUGCGGCUGGCGAUAGAGAUGCAGCCACAGAGGAAUGACAUACAAGUACACGUGACCCUGAACACACACACAAAUGACACACACCGCAUAGAAUAGACAGGCGCCUGGCUCUCUGUCUGUCUGUCUGUCUGUCUGUCUGUCUGUGGCCUUAAUUGUCUGUCCACCAGCCAGCCAUCGUUCCUGCCUGCCGUGCGUUGCGUUGCGUACGUUAAAGAUGAAAUGGAACAUGUACUCGAAGCGAUCGAAUAUCUGCGUGAAGAGGUACCAAAACAGACCGAUGUUGGGCGUCAGCAAAUCGACAUCAGCGCCGCCUGCAGCCGCCCAACCAUACACAACCAGAGCCAUCCAUCCAUCCAUCCACGAAGGCAGACGUUUCUGAUCUCAUCAGCUCUCUCUCUUGAGGUUCUGCGCACCAGGCCAUGGUGUUGGUUUGUCCCCGAGUGUGUGUCUGAUCCAGGCCUCGAUCAGCGCGUAGAAGCCACACACGCCAAUCAGGAAGCUCACUGACAGCAGACUGCACACACACACACACAGACGCAGAGACAGAGAGAGAUCGAGAUAUACAUGGGGAAAUUCGAUUCGUGUGUGUGAGUGCAUCUACACUACACGGACAUACAUGUAUCUCUUCUCUGGGCCACAGGCAAAUGUGUGCAUGGCGGGGAGGACCACUGUGAUGGCCAUCAAGGGGUGAGACGACACCUGCAGCAGCACUGCCGCCUGCACACACAGACAUCCAUCCAUCCAUCCACAGGUAAGUGCAGAUGGAUGGAUGUGUGUGUGUGUGGUGGGGUGGGGGGGAGGGGGCCGUACCAGUGGCAUGAGUAUCCAUCCGCUAGUGGCGAGCAUCAUCGAGUACACACAUCGCGUAAAGGCCUGGAAUGAAAGCGCCUGUGUUGACAGCACCUACGCACACGCACACACUUACACACGUGUGCAUGCAUCCACCUGUGCUCUGUCUGUCUGUGUACGAGGUGCAUACUGUCAGUGGGUUGAGCAGAUACGACGCAGCGACGAAGGACGGGCCCAAAUAGGGCACACCCUGCACACACACACACACGAUGCACACACAUCUCUGCUGUCUGUGUGUCGGCACACACAGGUCGUUCACAGAACAGGUGAGGGCGGGCGGGCAGGUCAGAUUAGCAUGGCUGUGUUGCGGUGUUUUCACCAUAUGCAGUGAUGCAUCAGACAGCAAUUGAAUUGAGAAGUUGGUGUUAUCAUCAUGUAUGCCACGCCACGGCCCCCACACGCACUUGAGUGAGUGCACUGCUGACCUUUUGGUGCGCCCGGGCAGAGAUCCACAGACACACGGCGAUACACACAUCCACAGCUGACAGAACAACACAACACACACACAGGCAUGCAACCAACAUGCAUUCAUGUGUUCCUAUGAGUGUGGUCACCGGUGAGCACCCAGAAAGUCAUCUCUCUCUCCCCCUCUCUCUGCAAAGACACCCACACACAGGCCAACACAUCCGGAUGCAUAAAUCACUCCUUUUGUGUUGCUUGUAUCGUGCUCACCGUAUCCACAACACCCCCCGUGUGCUCAGAGAACCGCUCCAACGCCAGCAGCACUCGCGGAGAUGACCCAAUGACGGCCGACGCGACACCUGAGAACACAAACUCAAUCACAAUCACACACACACACACACACAGAGAGGGAUGUUGCCGGUGUGGGCUGACCGCCAUGCUUUCUUGCGAAGGCGGUCUCCUUGAGCGAGUCGAAUGUGUUGAGCCCGAAGAAGAUGGCGCUGCCUGAUGCCGACGCGCUGGAGUGGAAGAAGAGGAGAGCCCGGAUGGCCACGCCGCAUGCUGCAAUAGCCGCCAGGGACGCUGUGGACGAUGACGCAUUCAUGCCCAUCGAUCUUCAAGAUCUCUCGCUUUUCCACGCAGCCGAGCUUAGAAGGCAGGCCUUGCUGGCGUCCAUUUCGGCUGUAUACCUGC
Messenger RNA from Vitrella brassicaformis, 2679 nucleotides. NCBI's taxonomy places the organism in Eukaryota, Vitrellaceae. The record is from the annotation of a GenBank genome assembly.